Durusdinium trenchii is the source of this 644-nucleotide messenger RNA. The record is from the annotation of a GenBank genome assembly. Lineage: Eukaryota; Dinophyceae; Suessiales; Symbiodiniaceae.
GCCUGGGCGAUCUACAUGGGCGCAGAACAUGGCGACGAUGCGUGCCCUCGAGAUCUGGAUGGGCUACUCACCUGGUUUGGCAUCGUGGGCCUCGCGUUCCUCUUCGUGGGUUGUGGGGCCCUGGGUGGGUGGAGAAGCGACGGAGUCUCGGUGUGUUUGAAGAAAAAGGAGCCAAAGAGCCCAGACUCGGGUUGAAGGGAACAUCGUGUCAAGCCGUUUGUGUUUUUGUUCCCUCUCUAGGUGCUGAUGCGAAUGCGGAUCACAGCUCUUGGAUUGGUCUUUUACUGCGAACCAUUCUGCUUCUUCUUCCCUGGGUCGGCGCUGACUGGGUUUUCCACUUGAGGGCAGAAGAGCAGCGGCGGUGCGGGGCCGUGUUGGUUUUUGCCUCCAUGUGGCUGUGGACGAUCCUGCUGAUCUUGGAGUUGCUCGGGGCGUGCGCCCUAUGCUGGGGUGCCGCUGUCUUUGCGGAGCACGAGCUGUCCCUUCGCCACUUAGCAGUUCGAGGCAUGGAAACGGCUGAGGACAACAGCCCUUGACGUGUGCUUCGUUUGGAGCUCUUGUGUGGAGCGAACGCGCAAAAAAGAUCAAAAACGGUAUUCCUAUGUGAUCCUUUUGGUGUUCUGACUAUGAAGAAGGUAUGACAU